ACUUGACAUGGCCGCCUCAGCUUUUCUUCUUAUUUCUUGUGUCUUAUGCUUCUCACAGGCUCAUCGCGUAGCUAACCUUGUUCUAUUGCCCGACGCUGUAAAUGACGGCGCCGUUUGUCUCGACGGCUCAGCACCAGGCUAUUACAUCGAUAAAACGUCGGUAAAUCGAUGGAUUAUUCACUUGGAAGGCGGUGGAUGGUGCUACAAUAAAAGCGACUGCUAUUAUCGUGCUUCUUCGUGGUUGGGUUCGUCAACCUACUGGAAUCGGACAUCUCACUUGAGAGGAUUUCUCAAUAAUGACCCGGAUGUGAACCCAGAGUUUGCCAACUAUUCAGUCGUGUUUGUGCCUUACUGCGACGGCGCGUCUUUCUCCGGUAACGUCAAUGACCCAAUAACAGUCAAUGACAAGAAAAUCUACUUCCGCGGUCAUCCAAUUCUCAAUGCCGUCCUGAGCGCUCUCAUACAAAAGGAACAAAUAGAUAAGGCGGAAGCUAUCAUUCUUACUGGCUGCUCUGCUGGUGGACUGUCUACAUAUUUGCAUCUGGAUUAUGUUCAGUCGAUGUUUCCAAACAUCAAAGUGCAUGGAUUGGCAGAUGCAGGAUACUUUAUUGAUGCAGCUAACAUACAUGGGGAGAUGUACAUCAGAGGGCAAUAUCAGCAUAUCUUUGAGAUGCAGAAUUGCAGUGGAGGUGUCAACAGUGAUUGCAUUCGCUCGAAAGAAGAGAGCGAACGUUGGCAGUGUUUCAUGGCUCAGUACACAUACCCAUAUAUUAAAACACCCAUUUUUGUAUUCAAUGCUGAGUAUGACACGUGGCAGCUUCAAAACAUAUUACAGGUCGGUUGUAAGGCUCCGAAUUGCAAUGAGAGUCAGAUGCAGUUGAUCGCUCGUUGGCGAACGAUGUUCUUACAAACACUGCAACCGGUUAUUCGAUCGACUACCAAUGGAUUGUUCACUGACGCUUGCAUUCAGCAUUGCCAGAGUUUGGCCGAUCGGACGUGGUCCAAAAUUAUGGUUAAGAAUCAGACUGCUCACGAUACGUUUGUUGAUUGGUUGGAUUUGAAGGGGACCGGGAUUGUCCGUGCGGUCGACGAUCAUACCUAUCCUCACAACCCGACUUGUGGUAAGCCACAUAUACCGAAAGGUUAGGUUUCAUGGACUAGAUAUCUCAUGGAACAACAGCAAUGCUUUUAGAAUCCUUGUACACACAAGGCAUUUGUCAGUAAUUUAUUAGAUUGUUCGCAUAUAUGGAUGGCUGUGUUUAUGAAUUGAAUUUGAAACUAAAGGUGGAGAUUA
Molecule: messenger RNA, 1294 nt
Organism: Corticium candelabrum
Lineage: Eukaryota; Metazoa; Porifera; Homoscleromorpha; Homosclerophorida; Plakinidae
Exons: 1
Coding region: 8-1147 (379 amino acids)
Molecular function (GO): hydrolase activity
Source: RefSeq, a predicted model, not a curated record